AUGUGUGUCAAAGAGGAGAGCCAGACCUUUGGACCCUGGGAAACGGCGAGACGCGAUGGAGCGCAUGGGAACAGAGCCAGCGAGAAAGACGGAGGAAACCAGUUCAUAUCAACCGGCCAGCACUGGGGAACAGGGGUAGUCGCUGCGGCUCUGGCAGAGUGGCACUCGAUGGCAUUCAUCCCAUCUGGUCGGUGCGAACUGAAUGCAGAGAGUGGCGUGAAGGCACAUGUCAAAGCGACAGGAGCCUCGAGCGCUGCCAGGAUAUGUCACAUGCACGGCCGUCUCAGCAUUCGAGUCGGUGGUUUCGGUCUAGGUAGCCCGAGUCGUGCACUCGUGACUUUCCACUUCGGAACGUUCCAGCAGGGCUCCGAACAUCGCAACCGAGGAGAGAUGCCAAGUGCUGGACACUUUCCUUCGACAGCCGGUAGGUACCCGGCCGGUGGUCGGGGUGCCAAGAAGGAAGAAGUUGGUGCCCGGUCCGGCCUCAGCCCCUGCACGGACCUAGCACGCACGACACGACGACGACAAUUGCUCUCCAAUAUGGUCUGUGUCGACAAUAUUUUGCUGCCAAUUCCGCACUUCCUUCCGCCCGGCAUACGUAGAGCCGGAGGGGCUAGGGCUCCUCCCUCUGUGGACUCUUGA
Messenger RNA from Neurospora crassa OR74A, 642 nucleotides. RefSeq lists its product as hypothetical. The record is from RefSeq and is a predicted model, not a curated record. The transcript has 3 exons. The coding region runs from base 1 to 642 and encodes 213 amino acids. Lineage: Eukaryota; Fungi; Ascomycota; Sordariomycetes; Sordariales; Sordariaceae.